Schistocerca nitens (vagrant locust) is the source of this 495-nucleotide messenger RNA. Its product is annotated as anaphase-promoting complex subunit CDC26-like. The record is from RefSeq and is a predicted model, not a curated record. Lineage: Eukaryota; Metazoa; Arthropoda; Insecta; Orthoptera; Acrididae. Gene Ontology annotation, cellular component: anaphase-promoting complex. The transcript has 2 exons. The coding region runs from base 18 to 323 and encodes 101 amino acids. Gene Ontology annotation, biological process: regulation of mitotic cell cycle; protein K11-linked ubiquitination; anaphase-promoting complex-dependent catabolic process.
CUGUGGUUGAAACUCGCAUGCGCACGUCGGAAAGGGAUAUCACGGAGCAUGGAGGUUACUUACAAAGCAAAACUAUGAUCCGAAGGGCUCCAACACGUAUUGAGCUGAAGCUCGAAGACUUACAAGAAUUUGAAGCUGCGCGACGGGAGAUGGAAGUUCGACGCCAGGAGCAAGGUGCCUCCUCGUCGUCUUCAGUGGAUGCUACCACACCACUUGGCUCCAGCCCACCUGGUGGACUUUGGGCACCAGCCGCACCUAAUGCCAAAAGGACAUAUCGAACAACGAGGGUUGUCGGCUUCCUGCCACAGCCGCACUUUACAUAAUACUGACACAUUUGUGAUGUUUGGAUCUAGUUCCACUGUUGAGCCUUUUCACUUCAUCGCAAGUUUAACAUCAGAUAACUCUUUGGAAGAGCUCUGUAUCAUACGUAAUUGUUUCCAUAUAUCCAGUACACCACAAUGUUACUAAUCUUUAAAUAAAAUUUCUAUAUUGUGA